Molecule: messenger RNA, 1443 nt
Organism: Cavenderia fasciculata
Lineage: Eukaryota; Evosea; Eumycetozoa; Acytosteliales; Cavenderiaceae
Exons: 3
Coding region: 1-1443 (480 amino acids)
Biological process (GO): sexual reproduction
Source: RefSeq, a predicted model, not a curated record
AUGUAUGAUUGUUUGAAUCGAUCAUUGAAUAUCAAAGACUACCCUGACUUUAGAUUUUGGCAGGGUGUCUCGUACAACAGUAGUGAUAACAGCUUUACAAGAAAUAAUGGUCCAUUCAAAGGGACACCAUCUCAAUUCUAUUAUAAUAAUAAUACUUCAAAUUUGACACCAUCAAAUAAUAUUCCAUAUGAUAUUUAUGCACCAUUGAUAGCAUUUAAUAUAACAGAUGCACCGGCGAUUGACAAUAUUACUAGUAUUAUACCUGGACAAGCAUCACAGGUUACGAUCAAUGGGAAUCAUUUUGGAAGAGACAGUUCAUAUGUUUUGAUUUCGAUUCAAGGAAGUCAAUGUAAAUCACCAAUGUUUAUUGAAAACAACUAUCAACAAAUUACUUGUUCAUUGGGUAGUGUUGAACCUUAUUCAACCGAUCUAAAUUAUACUGUUAAAAUUGGAGUUGGUGGAAUGCUUACAACCAAAGUUGUAUCUCUUGCUAAAGAGUGUCUUAACGAUUGCUCGGCACAUGGCAUUUGCAACCAAACAUUUGGGACAUGCAAAUGUGAUAGUGGUCAUGAACCCCUAUUGGAUUGUUCAUCAUUGGAUAAUCGUAGUCAACUCCUAAACACAACCAUUUGGGAUAACGGAGCGUCACUACUAUCAACCGAUCAAACUAUCACUGGUGUGAUUGUCAAUUUCACAACUGGUAUACAAUUCAUUCGUGAUAUUAAUCAAGACAAAUCAAUAAUUAAAACAUUAUCGAUAGAUAAUCUCGCUUGGACGCAAGAAGAGGAGAAGACAUCUUCCGGUGAAUCAGUAUUUAAUGCAAGAAUGUUCAAUCAACGCACACAAUUACAAGUCACAGUUGGUCAAUUCCAAGACACCAACACCACUUCAUUUCUUGGUGAAGAUAUUCAAGUAUCACCAAAUUCAGUCAAAUAUCGAAUCAAAAUCAUUAAUUGGGUAUGGUCAUCACCAAUCAACACACUGCAGGUGAUAUUCCAUACACAAUCAGAUUCAGUAGAAUUUGACAAGUGUGGUAAGCUAAAAGUCAGAAGUGAUAUAUCUCGUGGUGAUCAGAUUAUAUGGACCAGAGUUCAAGUUGGAAGAACACUUUUAAACUGUAAGAUAGCAAGUAGAAUGGUUAUCGACAACUCGACAAUCAUUCCAUCCAAAGUAACACUUCUCACCAACGAUGAUCCAGUCUCUCAACAAAUCUGGAAAAGUCGAAAAUUCAACCUUUUAACCACGUUCCACAUACCCAGAUUCUCUCAUUCGGUUGAACUCGACCCCGUCUUCAACGCACUCAUUCUUGGCGACGACUCCAACUUGCCAUAUGAGUGCACUGAAGAGACUACUGAACAAUGGACAUUUAUCAUAGUCGCUGUUGUCUUAUCGGCUGCACUACUCUCUAUCAUAGUAGUAGUGUUAGUCAUUACCACCAAAUAG